Messenger RNA from Ictalurus punctatus (channel catfish), 999 nucleotides. It is a transcript of the gene lxn, whose product is annotated as latexin. The transcript is spliced from 7 exons. NCBI's taxonomy places the organism in Eukaryota, Metazoa, Chordata, Actinopteri, Siluriformes, Ictaluridae. Gene Ontology annotation, molecular function: metalloendopeptidase inhibitor activity. Bases 1 to 873 code for a protein of 290 amino acids. The record is from RefSeq and is a predicted model, not a curated record.
AUGAAUUGGUCCUGCUUGGUUUGUCUGGUUCCUCUCUCACUCCUUUGGCACUGUCCAGUGAUUUACAGCAGCCCAAUGACUAGGACUCCAGAUACAGGCUCGCAAAUUGAGGUGGACUGUCCUUCCAGCUGUGUGUUUCCACCGUUUCUUAACAGUCCAUCACCAACUAAGGGCAGUGAGGAUCAGGUCGAGCUAAACAUGACUUCAAGAGAACUGAAUCCUAAAUUUUAUGAAGCAUCACGGGCGGGCCAGGCCAUCCAACACUACAUCAACACCGUCCAUGGCUCACCAUUCAGGCUGUAUACUGUGACCCAAGUCCACAAGGCAAGAGCAGAGGACAUGGGUGAAUCAGGGAUGAAGUACAUCCUUGAAUUCUCUGUGAAGGACAUCGUCGGUGAGAGUUCAGAGGGCCAGUGCUCGGCAGAGGUGCUCUACCCAAGAGGGGAGACUCAGCGUCCACCUCAGGUCCAGUGCUCCUGUGAUGGUCUACCUCGUCUUAACACCACUGAUAAGGAGCAGGCAUUCUACCAGGAAUACAGUGUCAAUAGCAAUGCUGUAACUGCAAGCUCCAUACCAGACAGCUAUGGUCACAUGGAGCCUGAUAUGGUCCCUUUCUGGCACUUGGGACGGUUGGCCGCCAGCUUUAUCAUGCUUAACGAGUCCAAUGAAAACACACUCUACAACAUGGCUCAAGUGUCCAAGAUUAAACAGCUGAAGAGUGAAGAUGAGCAGCUAAAUUUCGAGUAUGAGAUUCUCCUUCAUGACAUGAUUUCCCAGGAGAUUAUUCGUUGGAAGCUGCUAAUCACCUGGUCUCCAGCAAGGAGUGUAAAAGUUGUAGAAAGUGAAUUGCUGCCACGAUGCCGCUGCAACUAAAACCCUCAACUACACUAUAAUAAAAACAUUACUGUAAAGUUGCUUCUUGAAAUGGCUGCCACAUUUUACCUACAGCUAUAAUAACUGAUUGAUAUUUUGAGUAAAUAAAUAAGCAGGCUACGUCAA